UAUUUUCCGAGCGGCAACGGUGUCCUGUCAAGAAAUGUCCCCCCAGCUACAGGGAAGUCCAGUGAUUGUAGCUUGUUUGUGCGCGCGAUGCUACGUCGCAUUGUUUAGUUGAAGUUGUUUGGCAUCGCUCAAUUGAAUUUGAGUUACAAAUGGAUACCAGAGACUCUGAAGAUAAGCUCUCUCGUCCCAUGACUAGAUCGACACGACGGAUGUCAGGUAAAGGGUCGAGUUUUGAGGCAACUCCUAGGCAGCCUAUAAAGAGGACCAAAAGAAAAAAAGCACAAGCUGACGCUGCUGAUGCUCCUACAUCAGUUAAUGGAACCAAAGAUGGGGAGCCUGACUUUGAAGAUGGAGAGUCCCCUAGCAAGAAGAGCCGACUGGAUGCUGAAGAAGCAGUGUUUGACGAGAGCGCUGAAAGUAAGAUGGAUGUUGAGGAAUCAUCUGGAGACAUUCAGAAAAAUGAAGGCCAGGAAAUGGAUAUUGAACGGGAUUCCUUUAAAGUCACUGAUCUGCCAAACAUACACAAAGAUGCUCUCGGAGACAGGAACUUAAAUCCCCGUGUAGUGCUUGAUGAGCUCUACAGACCCAGUCUUAAGACUGAGGAUCCCAACUUGAUGAAAUCCAAGAAAGUUUCAGCAACACCAGCACCUAAAGCACCUGCACCCCUCACCAAGCCUGUCGCACAGAUCAGCGCAACAGUGAACAGACAUCAUUCACCGGCUCUCAAGCCGUCCAGCGUGGCAGACUACAAGAGGACGAUGAUGCUCAAAGCCCAGAGCGCUGCCUCAUCUUCAGAUUUAUCCAAAGUUAACCACCUUACCCCAAGUGUGCAUCCGAGACGUGUGAAUAACGUUCCAAGAAAAGAGACUAUUCAUUCCAAAGAAUCUGACAAACAGAAACCUGUUGCUACCAAGACACGCCCCAGAAAUUCCUCUAGAGGGUUCACGUGGUGUUUGUGGGGUUUAGUUCGCCUGGUAGUUCUCCUGUUAGUUCUCCUGGUACUAUUUGUGAUUGGGACAUUGCUGAUAUACAAGAUCGUCCCUUUACUCCAAGACAUGAAACGUGGUGGAGGGCAGUCAUCCAGGGCUGUGAAGCCAGAAAGGUUUGCUGAUCAAUUGUCUGAUCUUCAGACUCAGUUCCCCAGUCAGCGGCCUGAGUUGUGGAAGUUGAGCAAAAUCCACCUGGAGAAGCACCUUAAAACAGCCCAUCCCUCUGAGCCAGUCAGUCUGAUUUUCACUGCAGGCCAGAAGGCUGAGAGGACACUGCAGUGCCUUGCUCGGGGUCUGGCUGCUUCCUUCUCAUCUGCCCUCAAUGCCUCUUUCCUUGACAUUGAUGGAAAAAGCAAAGCAGGCCAGGACAGUGAUAAGGUGAAGUUAGACAUUGACAGUCAGCUGCAAGCAGCGUUUGAGGGAGAAAAACCUGUGGCCAUCAUUCAUCGUUUGGAAGAGCUGCCACCAGGCUCCACUCUCAUUUUUUAUCGCUACUGCGACCACGAGAAUGCCGCAUAUAAGCGGGUUUUCUUGUUGUUUUCUGUGCUGCUGCCUCAAGAUGAGAUCCCGAAGGAAAAGGGUUUAAAAGAGGUGGAAGAGAUGGUGCAAGACUAUCUUAAGGAGAGGCUGGUGGACACCGGUGGCAAAACUUAUAAUAUAAUGAAUAAUGAUAAGUUUGGUGGUCUGUGGAGUCGCAUCUCCCAUCUUGUCCUGCCUGUGGUGUCUGAGGUGGAGAAGAAAGGAUGCUAAAAAAACCAAGCUGCCUGAUUCUUCUUUGCACUGUACAAGGAGCUACGAGAAAGGAGAAACGUGGAAGUAUGAUGUGUGCCGUGAUAAUUCAUUUACAGCAUUCGAUAAUUGUGGUAUUCUCUUUCUCUCAGAGAUUACAUUGUACUUAAAUUGAAGUCAAACGCAUAUGAUUUGGUUCGACUGCACAAAAAUUUAAACAGUUUUUACUCAUGCAUGCAUGUUAAAAGAGGUUACAGUGUUACACCAUCAUUCCACUUCACAAGUGUGGUGAUAAUCUUUUCUCAUGUGCAUGCAAUCUACGAAACACAGACUGACUGAGCUGUUUAAUUUUUUGUUGCCUGUUAAAGCGUGCAUCGUUUCUCAGCAGCUUUUAAUGACCAUCUCAUUUUUUUCAUCAUCCUCAGCUUUUCUUUACUGGAACUAAAAAAAAAAG
Messenger RNA from Pundamilia nyererei, 2172 nucleotides. Its product is annotated as torsin-1A-interacting protein 1-like. Lineage: Eukaryota; Metazoa; Chordata; Actinopteri; Cichliformes; Cichlidae. The record is from RefSeq and is a predicted model, not a curated record. Gene Ontology annotation, cellular component: membrane. Gene Ontology annotation, molecular function: ATPase activator activity. Gene Ontology annotation, biological process: membrane organization. The transcript is spliced from 8 exons. Bases 150 to 1739 code for a protein of 529 amino acids.